This is a messenger RNA of Iphiclides podalirius (scarce swallowtail), 201 nucleotides long. The record is from the annotation of a GenBank genome assembly. NCBI's taxonomy places the organism in Eukaryota, Metazoa, Arthropoda, Insecta, Lepidoptera, Papilionidae.
AUGUUGAACGGUAGUUGGCAGCCCUUAGCCGCUCCGCCUCUGGCAACAAAAGUAAUAGCGAGCAAGUUAACGACUGUUCCCAGUUCAGUUACGCACCGGGGCAAUUUAAACAAAAGGUUUCCAGUUGAAGAACAUGGAGUUUUGCUGUGCGAGGGCGUGGAAAAAGCAGACAUGAAUCAAAGAAGUAGAAAGAAAAAAAUU